This is a messenger RNA of Dreissena polymorpha, 3538 nucleotides long. RefSeq names its product kyphoscoliosis peptidase-like. Bases 145 to 1428 code for a protein of 427 amino acids. Lineage: Eukaryota; Metazoa; Mollusca; Bivalvia; Myida; Dreissenidae. The transcript has 4 exons. The record is from RefSeq and is a predicted model, not a curated record.
ACUACCUGGUUCAAUGUGAAGACGUAUGUGUGACACAAAACAUAGGCAUAAACAUAGCUACCAAGAAAUUUACACCGAUCUGUAUAGUGGUGAUCGUUCAAAAGAGAUCUUUCGACUGAUAAAACAGCAUUUUUAAGUAGCAGCAUGGGAUGUUGUAACAGUAAAACAGUUUCUGAUAAAUAUAAAAGCCGUGAAAUUAAACAAAAUGAGAAAGGGAAAUCCGAGUUUGGAGAGAUUGAUGACUACGCUAGAAAGGCACCCGAAGAACUAAAAACUUCUGCUGAGGCACUUGUACAAUACAUGCUGUCGAAAACAAAAGACCACAGACAGCUUGUUCGAGGAUUUUUUGUCUGGAUCGCAGAAAAUAUUGAGUAUGACAUCGAAGGUUUACUUGGCCAAAGACCACGAACACCAACUGACGUUUCAUCCGUCAUGAAAAAUGGACUGAGCGUCUGCGAAGGUUACGCAAGUGUUAUGGAAACUUUAUGUAGCUCUGCAGGCAGAGAAGUAAAGAAACUAUCAGGGUUUUCAAAGGGACUUCGGUAUAGUACUGAUAAGAAAAUAACGACUUCAUCAGCAACAGACCACGCCUGGAAUGCCGUGCGUCUUGACGGGAAGUGGUUUUUAUUGGACAGCACAUGGGGCGCUGGUUAUUCGGACGGGCGGAAAUUUAUUAAAGCGUUCAAUGAAUUCUUCUUUUUGACCGACCCGGACAAGUUUGUUAACGAUCAUUUUCCUUACAUGAAUCAUAAUAUGUCUGAAAGCAUGAAAUGGCAACUACUGAAGAACCCAAUCUCGCUUGAGGAUUUCAACAACAAUGUUCAGCUCAAAUCACAUGCCUUUCUUUUAAAUGUGACACCUGUAAGUCACAAACGGGGACAUAUUGUAAUGAAUGAUGAAAUACAGCUGACAUUCAAAAGCCAAAAUAUUCUGAGGUUCAGCGCAAGUCUGUCGCAUUUUGAUGGAAACUUUAUCCGCGAAAUGCUCAAUUCAACAUUUGUCAAUAGUAAGAGUGGAGUGAGUUUUAUUACGGUUCAUCCACGUAUUAUCGGGAAAUAUAGACUCGACAUUUUUGCACAACACCGUACCGACGAAGGGUCGUUACAUCAAGUUGCUGUUUAUAGCAUUCAAUGUGAUAGUGUCAAGGACACGACGUUCGAAUUUCCAAAGGUUUUCAAAUCCGACUACACUGAUGAGUGUCAGAUUAUCCAACCCAGGAGCGCUCGACUUCUGGCUAACAGUGAAGUCGUAUUUAAAAUAAAUGCUCCACAUUUAAAUUCCAUCAGUGUUAACGAUGAAAUGUUGCAAGGAAAGGGAGGAAUAUUCCGUGGUACAAUAAAAACACAUAAAGAGGGUGUAGCAUACAUUGUGAAUGCAGUAUUUCGCGAAGGUUUGACGACACAUUUUCGUGGAAUGUUUCAGUUUUAAACAUGUUAGUGAUUGAACAUGUGGUAGUGUGAAUUUUGUGAACAGUGUGUGCAAAUUAAAACCUAAAACGAUAACACGAUCUUAAACUGAAGGCUAGAUUUAACUUUACUGGUAAGCAGUUGUUCACCACUAGUGCCUGUGCCCGAAACACUUUAAGCAGGUGCGCGUUUCAUUGCUAAGAAUAUGAUAAACAUAAAUUGACUGCCAUUUUGUUUUAUCGAGUCCAUCGAAGAAGCGUGGAUUUAGGGGCGGUAGCCCACAAAACUAAGUAAUUAUAUAAGAUAAAAAGGAUUUUAAAAACGAUUUUAAACAGGAUUUUACUUACUUUAUCAUUAAAAAGAUCAAGACUGGUGUCUGCGUCUUCAUUAUUUGCACAUGACACCGGCUCGACCGGCUUCCAACUUAGACAGUCACACAUGGCUCAUUAAUUGUAGUAAUGCGUGAAACUUUUCACGAACUUGCUGGUACUUUUUCCAUAUCACGUAAAUAAAUAUUUACUAUUUAUUCAGCCGUUUGAUAAUGCUUUCAAUCCUUGAGUCUAAACAUCGAUAAACAUUUGCAUGUAAUCAAUUACCUUUUCCGUCUCUACACGAGCCAAAAUAAGAUUCCUUUAUGCAGAAAACUAUCCGACUCUAGAUCUAUAACUGAACAAUCAUUAUAUAGCAUAGAUAGUGUUACCGAAUAGUCCGAGCUAUACCCAAGUGUCGGCGUCAGCGUUAUGCUUAUGUUAAACGUGCAAUCUAUUUUUAUUAUUGUUUCUUCUGCAAGUAUUCAAUUGAAACUUCAUACAUAUAUGUUCAGGGUCAUUGUUACUGUAGUUCCAUACCUAUGACAUGCAAUUAAGAAGAAUUAUGCAAUUUGUUCAUACUUACACAAAAAUGGUUAUGGUUAAUUUGCAAUAUCUCAUGGUUAGUGUGUAUAUCACAUGUAUGCAAAUUAAACUUCACAAACGUGUUCAGGGUCAUUGUGUGAGGUAAUUGACCAUAUUCCAUAUCUUAGAUCUGCACUUACGUAGAAUUGCAUCUCGUUUUGCGCGUAGAAAAGUGUUAAUUGUAAUAAUGCAGCAUCUUUAUAUCACAGUUCUUACUAUUUAAGUAGGUAUUCAAUAUAAACUUCACACAUUUGUUUGGGGGUUAUUCCGUGAGGCAACUGACCAAGUUCCAUAACUGUGACUGACUUCUAAUUUACUAGAUUGAUGCCCAUUUAUGUAUUUUUGUUUUUCAUUAGAUUGCAACUCCUCAAUAACUCCAUAUUUAUAUUAUGAUUCACUGACUGCUUCCUUUAACUUUAACCAUGUAGUCGACAUUAUUACGCCCUAUUUAGUGCGUAUUAGCGAUUAUUUAAAGUUUGCCUGGAUUUUAUCAUUUGCGUGCAACAGGUUUUCUGUAACUAUUACAGAUAUUCAAUUGACUCUUCAUGUUUUGGAGUUCAUAAUGCGAUAUCACUACCAAGUUUAAUAACUUUUAACUGCAGUUCAGCAGAAAUAUGCCCUUUUUCUCAGAAAAAUCAGUUGAAGGUAUGCGUCUUUUCUGAAAUGACGACCUAGGAUAAGAUUGCAUUUGGGUCCGUCGACAUAAGGUAAACAUGCGAAAACAAAUCAGUAAUAAUGGGGAUAGUGUACAUUUUUUUCAUCGAUAACUUAAGUCUGGAUGGAAAGUUUAUGCUUUAAGUUUGUAAGUAGGAAGCUCAAAUGCAAACCUAGGUUUUGAAUGUAGUAGGCACCAGUUAUUUGACGCUAUGUGAAUAAAUGAAGCGAUUCGGCUUAUAGUUGUUUGUGUUUUGCUUUAUACUGCAUUGGACAAUAACAACUAUUUUGCUCUUUUUUGCAUUCAACCAGUGAGAAGAUGAAUGACAAUUACAUGGCAAUAAUUUCAAUUUCUCAAUAAGUAUUCUUUAUGUCCAUGAUUCCUUAAAACAAUCAAGGGUAAGGUAUAAGGGUGAAAGAAUCAAAUUAUACCAAGUGUAAACUUUGCAAUGAUGGUAACUGCAUUUUAGUGUCCUAUUUGUGGAGCUGACUUUGUUUGUUAUGUGUUGUUAGAUACGGUUAUCGCAUGUGUUGUGUAUUAAUAUAUGUUUUUUUACUUCAAAAACGUGACUUUGAGACUCGUGA